UGAAUCUCGCGAGAAGGACUUAUUGUCUCGCGGGACCGCGGCUGGCAGACGGGCUCUCGGGCGGCCGUAGCCGGGGAAGAGGAGUUGCAUGUGUCGCUUCAGCUGGCGGUAGUGGCGGGAGCGGAGGCGGCGGAGGCUGUGCGACCGCCUGGGUUUGUGAGAUGGCUGCUGACAUUUCUGAAUCUGGUGGGCAUGACUGCAAAGGAGACCCAAGGAGCAAUACCAAGUUAGAUGCGGAUUACCCACUUCGAGUCCUUUACUGUGGAGUCUGUUCAUUACCAACAGAGUACUGUGAAUAUAUGCCUGAUGUUGCUAAAUGUAGACAAUGGUUAGAGAAGAAUUUUCCAAAUGAGUUUGCAAAACUUACUGUAGAAAAUUCACCCAAACAAGAAGCUGGAAUUAGCGAGGGUCAAGGAACAGCAGGGGAGGAGGAAGAGAAGAAAAAACAAAAGAGAGGUGGAAGGGGUCAAAUAAAACAAAAAAAGAAGACUGUACCACAAAAGGUUACGAUAGCCAAAAUUCCCAGAGCAAAGAAGAAAUAUGUAACAAGAGUGUGUGGCCUUGCAACAUUUGAAAUUGAUCUUAAAGAAGCACAAAGAUUUUUUGCUCAGAAAUUCUCCUGUGGUGCCUCAGUAACAGGAGAGGAUGAAAUCAUCAUUCAGGGAGACUUUACAGAUGACAUAAUUGAUGUCAUUCAGGAAAAAUGGCCAGAGGUGGAUGAUGAUAGCAUCGAAGAUCUUGGAGAAGUGAAGAAGUGAUUUUGAACAUUUGUCUCUAUUUAAUGAUCUGAACUGAGAGUUGAUAUGGCCAAAGGGAGAGAGGCCUUUUAAAAAUAUAUAUAUUUAUGCUACAGUAAAACUGUAGACUACCCUCGCCCUUGGCAUUUUCACUGUUCUGUACAAGGCUGCUUGUUUUUUUUAUUGCCAAAGUCUAAUAAACAGGGGUGACUGUCAUGCUUAUGCAUGAAAUAGAAUUUAGUCAAAUAAAAAUUUUUGGUCAUUUGGUACUGACUUUUCUCUUUCUCUCUCUUUUUAACUUUUUAUUUUUGGAAAAACACUGUAGACUUUUUGUGGAAAGCUUUUCUGUUGAUUAUUUUUAAAUAAUCAUGAUUUAAUCAAAUCAUGAUUUCAAGCUGAGUAAUUUUUUAAAGAAUUUGAAUUUGGCUUCAUCACCAGUAAUAACUCUCCUUGCUUCUUUGGUGUGAUAGUUUUGAGAUGCUUGAGCAUCUAAUAGAUUUUGUGGUUGAAUUUGCUUCAUUGUUACCAACCAAGUCCACUUUCUGGGCACAUUAACAUACUGGUGGUAGUUGUUCAAGUUAUUCUGGAGAUUAUUUGGUAAAGUAUAUUAAAAGCCUUAAAGCCAUCUGCACUGUUUGACCCAGUAAGCCACUUGUUUGACAUUAUCCUAAAGAUAUACUCAAUCUUGCUUAAAACUAUGGAUGACAGUGUUCAUGACGAUGUUACUCAUAUCAGAAAUUUGCAAAUGAUAUAAAUGAACAAUUGGGAAAUGGUUAAAGAAAUGAUGGUAUAUCAUAUGGUAGAAUAUUAUGCAUAUAUUUAAAAAUAUUUUCCAAGAAUACUUGGAAACAUGUCUGGUAAUGUUAAGUAGGAGGCAGACCCCAAAUCCAUUUUACACAUUAUUAUCAUUGUUUUGAGUGGAAGGCUAUUCAGAGAGGCUAAGAAUUCUUAUUGAGGCUAUAAAUUAUGUGAGUAAAAUUCUGCUAACCAAGUGAAAAUAAUAUACCCCCAUGUUCAAUAUAUAGUCUGGGAAAUAGCAAUUGAAACAUGUUUUUCUCACACUAGUGACAAUUUUAAUGAAUGCACUAAAUUAAAUUUUGUUUGUAAUAAAGGUCCUAGGUCAGGUGCUACAAAUUGGAAAGAAGACUCAUGGGAUUUUAAAGUGCUAUAGACACCUUUGAGAAAUUUAGAACCCAUUGUUUAUUGCCCUGCAAAUUACAAUCUUGAAUGAAAGAGUGGUUUUUUAAAAGUAAUUAAAGUCUUAGAAAGAAUGUGUAAUAAAGAUGUGAAUUAAGAAAAUGAAAUUCUACAUUAACUGAAGUUUACUAAAUACGAUUAUCUGAUGAAGCAAAUUUAUCCAUUAAGACCAUUUGGUAUGUGUUAUGUAUGUAUCCUGUUGGUGCUGGAAGAUGUCUCUGUGCCUGUGUCAGCACACGUGACUUCGUGUAAAGAUUCUUAAUGUUCACAGUUCUUUGCAAAUGCAGUUUCAAUCCAUAUAUAGGCAGCAGUGGAUGUUACUGCAGGAAAAUGCAGGAUUAAAAUUGUCCUUGUGUAUAA
Molecule: messenger RNA, 2294 nt
Organism: Equus caballus (horse)
Lineage: Eukaryota; Metazoa; Chordata; Mammalia; Perissodactyla; Equidae
Gene: DENR
Product: density regulated re-initiation and release factor
Biological process (GO): translation reinitiation; formation of translation preinitiation complex
Molecular function (GO): translation initiation factor activity; mRNA binding
Source: RefSeq, a predicted model, not a curated record